AUGAUCUCGCCUGUGGAUCGCUGGUAUUCCACCAAGUGUUGCUGUUGUCAUGUCCGCACCGGAACCAUAAUCCUGGGAGUCUGGUACAUGUUAAUCAAUGGUGCAGUGCUGUUGAUCCUUCUGUCAGUACUUGGUGACCCAGACCACUACCACCUUAUCCACGCUGAACUUGGCACCAACUUUGACCUCACAGAUGAUGCUAGUAUAUGCAUUGCCACUGCAAUUUCGCUGCUUAUGAUUACAAUCUGCGGGAUGGCCACUUACGGUGCAUACAAGCAACGGAGUGCCUGGAUUGUACCGUUCUUCUGUUACCAGAUCUUCGACUGCACCCUCGACACUCUUGUCGCUAUCAGUCUGCUUAUCUACCCAAACUCCAUCCAGGACUACUUGCAACAACUGCCUGACGACUUGCCAUAUAAGGAAGACAUCAUGUCGAUGAACCCAAUCUACUUGCUCAUUAUGGUUGUUUUCUUCAUCAGUGUUAUUCUGGCCUUCAAGGUGUAUCUGAUUGCUUGUGUCUGGAACUGCUACAGAUACAUCAACAGCAGACACUCAGCUGAUGUUCUAGUCUAUGUGGCCAAUGACACUACGGUUCUUCUGCCGCCAUAUGAUGAGGCUACCAUAACCACCGAGAAAGAUCCACCCCCUCCUUACAUCUCUGCUUAA
Hypanus sabinus (Atlantic stingray) is the source of this 666-nucleotide messenger RNA. It is a transcript of the gene laptm4b, whose product is annotated as lysosomal protein transmembrane 4 beta. The record is from RefSeq and is a predicted model, not a curated record. The transcript has 7 exons. The coding region runs from base 1 to 666 and encodes 221 amino acids. Lineage: Eukaryota; Metazoa; Chordata; Chondrichthyes; Myliobatiformes; Dasyatidae. Gene Ontology annotation, cellular component: lysosomal membrane.